AUGUCAAACCCUAAUAAUAGUCCUUCAGCUCACUGCCGAAAAUUCCGUCUCGCCUCUCAAGCUUCCAGUUUUGUUUUUCUUUUAUCAUUUCCAGAAAAAAUUUUGCCUAUUGUCAAGAAUGAGUGUUUACUACUAUGCACCCUUCUCAUCGGGAAAUCGCUGGCUUUGGAGACUCUUCCAAUUUUCUUGGAUACAAUUUUUCCUUUUUGGGCUGCUAUCCUGGUUUCAGUCACUUUUGUAAUUGCCUUUGCUGAGGUUAUCCCACAAGCUGUCUGCUCCAGAUAUGGACUGAGUUUUGGUGCUAAAUUUGUCUCGUUUGUUCAGUUUCUCUUGUUCAUUUUCUUCCCAGUGGCAUACCCGAUUAGUAAGUUGCUUGAUUGGCUUCUAGGGAAAAGCCGUUCUGCACUUCUUAGAAGAACAGAACUGAAAACGCUAGUGGAUUUGCAUUCAGUAAAGGCAGGGAAAGGUGGAGAACUGACAGAUGAUGAAACUACUAUUAUAACAGGAGCACUGAACAUGACAGAAAGAACUGCUAAAGAUGCUAUGACACCAAUAUCUAAAACCUUUUCUCUGGACAUAAAUUCUAAACUGGACAUGUAUACAAUGGGAGCCAUAGUGAGCCAGGGACACAGUCGAGUACCGGUUUACACGGGCAAUGCAACGAACAUUAUCGGCCUUAUACUGCUUAAACUUUUAUAUUGUCACUUGUGUGGCCAUUCCAUACAAAAUGUUCCGAUUUCAAGUCGGUACCUAUUUGUAAAAAACUUGAUAUUCUGUCAUCCUGAGGAUGAAACUCCUAUUAAAGAUUUGAUAAUUAGGAAAAUCCCCAGAGUACAUGAAAAUUGGCCUCUUUAUGAUGUACUGAAACUAUUUCAAAAAGGUCAUAGUCACAUGGCUGUGGUUGUGAAGUGUAAGAAAGAUCCCAAACAAACGUCUAAAGACCCCAAAGUUCGGCCUGAUUUUACGAGUAUCAGAAUCCAGUCGAACCCUGAACUCACACAAGCAGACGGAAAAGAUUGUGGAGAUUUUUCAGGAUCUAAGCCUCCAUUUGCUGCAAAAGAGCUUCGAAAUGACUCCCCUAUACAUUCUGGCUAUGGCGAAAUUCAAUCACUUGCGUGGAUCAGAAGGGAGAAGGGAGAGGCAAACGUUUUGAAACAUGAAAUGGAAUCUCAUGAAAAUAAGUUAUCACAUGAUGAGGUGAUCGGUAUCAUAACAAUGGAGGAUGUCAUGGAGGAACUUCUACAGGAAGAAAUACUAGACGAAACAGAUCAGCACAUUGAUAUUCACAAGAUUAGAAUCAACAUUCUGCCUCCAAGAAGAUUAUCAUCUUCAUCUCCUGGGACAGCUUCACUCUCUCAAUUUUAUCGAAGAACCCCGGAGCCAGAGGAUUCUCCCAUCUCUUACUAUCAUUCUCCAAUACUCCAUUCACCAAUCCCGCCAUUUGUCCCAUCGCCAUUUGUAAAGCCAGUACUAUACGCUUCUCCUGGGAAGGCAGUUUCGAAUUCUCCAAUCAGAUCUGCAGGCACUGUUCGCAGCUCUCCAUCUUCUCGCCAGGUCUCGAGAAAAUCAUAUGAGAGGUUAAGACAAGGCAGUAAUGCAUAAAUGACAAAUCUCCAACUGAAAUAACGAUACUUUGCACUAGCUGUACAAGAUGAAGUAUAGAAACCUCUCAAAUUUCGUGUUGGAUACUAAGUUUGCCAUACCUAUGUGACAAAUCUCCAACUGAAAUAACGAUACUUUGCACUAGCUGUACAAGAUGAAGUAUAGAAACCUCUCAAAUUUCGUGUUGGAUACUAAGUUUGCCAUACCUAUGUGACAAAUCUCCAACUGAAAUAACGAUACUUUGCACUAGCUGUACAAGAUGAAGUAUAGAAACCUCUCAAAUUUCGUGUUGGAUACUAAGUUUGCCAUACCUAUACGUCUGAUACAUUGUAAUGAACAGAACUGAACAGUAAGAAUAGAUAUGAUUUUAAUUAUUUUUCAUCUUUAAUAGUGUUAAGUACUAUACAUAUCAAGUUGUGAAACGAGCACUUCGUGCACUAAAGUAACUCUCAUGUUUGCCUGUAAAUUAUAUAUACACUUUCAAUGUGACUUUCAUAGAUAUUUUUCA
Olea europaea var. sylvestris is the source of this 2110-nucleotide messenger RNA. RefSeq names its product DUF21 domain-containing protein At2g14520-like. Gene Ontology annotation, cellular component: intracellular membrane-bounded organelle. Gene Ontology annotation, biological process: magnesium ion homeostasis. The transcript is spliced from 14 exons. Bases 1 to 1602 code for a protein of 533 amino acids. Lineage: Eukaryota; Viridiplantae; Streptophyta; Magnoliopsida; Lamiales; Oleaceae. The record is from RefSeq and is a predicted model, not a curated record.